Tuber melanosporum (Perigord truffle) is the source of this 1332-nucleotide messenger RNA. RefSeq lists its product as uncharacterized. Lineage: Eukaryota; Fungi; Ascomycota; Pezizomycetes; Pezizales; Tuberaceae. The transcript is spliced from 5 exons. Gene Ontology annotation, biological process: carboxylic acid transport; transmembrane transport. Gene Ontology annotation, molecular function: carboxylic acid transmembrane transporter activity. Bases 1 to 1332 code for a protein of 443 amino acids. The record is from RefSeq and is a predicted model, not a curated record. Gene Ontology annotation, cellular component: plasma membrane.
AUGGAUGGCUACGAUUUCCAUACAGUUUCGUUGUCAGUAUCCCGUCUCGCGACCUUCUACAAUCAACACAGGGAACACAUUUCAACAUCAAUCACUCUGACACUGCUCUUCCGUUCUGUGGGCGCCGCUACCUUCGGCAUAGCUGGCGACCUCUACGGGAGGAAAUAUCCCAUGAUUGUGAAUUUGGUUAUUAUCGCGGCCCUCCAACUCGCAACCGCGUACUGCGCGACUUUCAGCCAGUUCUUGGGUGUGCGUGCUCUUUUCGGCAUCGGGAUGGGUGGCAUUUGGGGUUUGGCGGCUUCUAUGGGUCUCGAAAAUAUGCCCAUGGAAGCUCGUGGACUCUUUUCUGGAAUUCUUCAGCAGGGCUACGCUCUCGGUUAUCUCAUCGCCGCUGUAUUCAACUUAUAUGUCGUCCCCAAUUCGUCUCACAGUUGGAAGGCCCUCUUCUUUAUUGGCGCAGGCUUGACUGUCGCUGUCGCUAUCGCCCGUCUAUUCUUCCCCGAAUCCAAGCAGUUCAUCGAGGCCAAGAGAAGCGGGGAAAAUGCAACGGGAAGGAAGAAGGUUAAGCUUUUCUGGAAAGAUGGAAAGAAUAUUAUGAAAGAGUACUGGAAGAGAGCUAUCUACGCUGUCGUCAUGAUGGCCCUAUUCAACUUCAUGUCCCACACCUCGCAAGAUAUGUAUCCGACCUACAUGCAACAGACUAAAGGAUUCAGCCCCCAAAUGUCCUCCAAGGCCACAAUCAUUGCAAAGACUGGAGCCCUUGUCGGCGGCACGAUCUGUGGAUACUACUCGCAAUUCUUUGGCCGCCGAGCAACCAUCAUGGUAGCCACCUUCUGCGGUGCUUGCCUGAUCCCAAUGUGGGUCCUUCCGUCAAGCUGGGGAACCCUCACCGCCGGCGCCUUCCUCAUCCAAUUUAUGGUUCAAGGGGCAUGGGGUGUCGUUCCAAUCCAUCUUCAAGAGCUCUCCCCCCCUCAAUUCAGGUCCUCCUUUCCCGGCAUUGCGUAUCAACUUGGAAACAUGAUCUCUGCACCCGCUGCUCAAAUUUCUUCCGUGAUCUCUGAGGGCUGGAUCAUCCACGUUAACGGGGAAGAACGUCCAGACUACGCACGCACCCAGGCUGCCAUGAUGGCGGUCAUCUUCUCGCUUCUUUGCUUCUGGAUCGCUUGCGGCAGUGAGGUGCGCGGAAGUCACUUUGAGCUUGCGGCCGCCGCUGGUGGUGACGACAGUCACAAUGACAAGCUACGCAAUUUGGAGAACCUUGAAAUGCGGGACCCUUUUGAUACGCCGAAGGAGGAUGUCGAGAUCGCCGAAAACAAACACUCCAAGGAGUGA